UCACGGCAUUACCCACAUGAGUGUACGCCAAGCGUGCGAGCGCACUAUUCUUUCCACUAGACUGUGUAAUUGUGCCCCAUCCACAGUUUGUGUAUUUCGACAUUUCUGUUCUCUUAUACAUAGACUGAUGCGGAUAGUUGACAACGCGUCGACGUUGUAACGCAAUCUUAAACGCAUUUGACGUUGCGAUAGCUGGGACCGUCAGCAUUGAGAUUGACAUAGACUAAAAGCAUGUCGGGCGGUGGUUUUCACACAGUACUUGUAGAAAGAGCUGUCUUAAAUGAAGGAACCGAAGAUGAAGUGGACUUGCAUGGGUAUCAGCAGAGUAAACUGAAAACAUGUCUUUGUUAUAUUCUUGGAAUACUGACAGUUGGGAUGCUCUUUUUGAUUUUCUACUGGAAACCAGAAUGGAGGGUAAAGGCCAUGUCCACGCGGAGUUCACUUCAGGACGCCGAUACCAUCAUCCUAAAGAGGAUAGGCCCUAGGGGACUAGAUGUCAAUACACAUACGGGUUCUUUCUACAGCCACUAUAAUGGCUUCUCUGCUAGAGAACAGAAGGAACGGCAUGAAUUGUACGGCGCAAAUAAAAUAAAUGUGGAGCUAAGACCUAUUCCCGUUUUGUUUGUCCAAGAGGCGUUAAACCCGUUUUACGUAUUCCAAGUAUUUAGCGUCUGUUUAUGGAUUUUUGCCUACAACUAUAUAUAUUUCUCAGUUGCUAUUCUUAUGAUGUCACUGGUAUCGAUUUCGUUGACAGUUUAUAGUACCAGGAAGCAAAGUAAAGAUCUAAGGGAAAUGGUAAAGUCGUCUUCAACCGUUACCGUUUGCCGAGGUGGGACACAGUUUGAGAAUGUUGAAGAAAGUAAUUUGGUUCCCGGUGAUGUUAUUGAGCUACCGAUUCGCGGAUGCAAAAUGAGUUGUGACGCUGUCCUAAUUGGUGGAACCUGUAUCAUGAAUGAGAGUAUGCUAACAGGUGAAUCGGUACCAGUCAUCAAAACAAAUCUGCCUGUUGACCGUGACGUACCUCCAGAGAAAAGUCCCAUCUAUAGUUCAGAGGUACACAAAAGACAUACAUUAUUCUGUGGUACCGAGCUCCUACAGGCAAGGCGUAGCGGACGUGAUAAGCUACUUGCUGUUGUAGUACGAACAGGUUUUUCAACAAGCAAGGGUGCAUUGGUACAAGCUAUUCUCUAUCCCCGACCAAUGGACUUUAAGUUAUUUCGUGACGCAAUUCGGUUCAUAUGUGUUCUUGCCUGUCUUGCAUUCAUUGGCGCAAUUUACGUCAUAACCAUUAAAAUAGUACACGAGAACUCAGUGAAGGAAAUCAUAAUAAAGGCUCUAGAUGUAUUCACGAUUGCCGUUCCACCCGCCUUGCCAGCCGCAUUAACAAUCGGUAUGGUGUACGCUCAGCGCAGGCUAAAGGCUCUCGGAAUCUUCUGCAUCAGCCCUCAGAGAAUAAACAUUAGUGGGAUGCUGAAUGUCGUCUGUUUCGAUAAGACUGGCACUUUAACCGAAGAUCACCUUGAAUUAUUUGGCGUCUCACCCGUAAAGACAGAAAUUCUAUUGAACUAUUUCCGAAGUUGCAGCGACGUGAAACCGGUCAUCGAUAACUCCAGUUUUAUGAUGAUUGAAGACGCCACAAGACUUCCAUUUGGGCCUUUUGUCGUUGCUAUGGCGACAAGUCACUCGUUAACAAUGAUUGACGGAGAACUACACGGUGAUCCUCUAGACUUGCAGAUGUUUCAAGCAAUCCAGUGGCAUCUCGAAGACGCCUCAGAAGACGACGAUACUGGAUUUUCCAUCCCCGUCCACACGAUUGUCCGACCACCAGCUCAUCAGCUAAAUGGUAGUGUUACCCCAUGGGAAAAAGAUGGAAUUAAAGAGAUCGGAAUUAUUCGCCAAUACCCGUUUGCGUCGGAUCUUCAGCGAAUGAGUGUUAUAACUCAAAAGGCUGGUUCUCCUGAUAUGGAAGUGUAUGUGAAGGGUUCUCCGGAAAUGGUUGCUUCACUCAGCGAUCCGAACACGGUUCCUGAGGAUUUUUAUUCAGUGCUACGCGAGCACACUUAUCAUGGCCUGCGUGUUUUGGCAUUGGCAUGGAGACCAUUAGGUGAAAGACUACCAUGGGAAAAACUGCAGAAUUUGCAAAGGGAUAAAGUGGAAUGCCAACUGCGUUUUCUUGGAUUACUUAUAAUGCAGAAUACACUGAAGGCAGAAACUACUCCAGUCAUACAAGAAUUAAAGGACGCCAACAUCAGAACCAUUAUGGUUACUGGUGACAACAAGUUAACUGCACUGAGUGUUGCGAAGAAAUGUGGAAUGAUAGGCAAAAACGAGAUGGUAAUAGAAAUUGAAGCUACGCCACCAACGUCAGAAGGACAAGCCAAGAUUGCUUACUAUCCAGUCCAUGAUACAACCAAAUGCAGUCCUGCUCAUAGCUCCUCUACUGAAGGAAAUAGUCGUAUUGUGUCGAAUGAAAGUAUCGCCAUUAACAUUUGUGAUGGCAAACCUUCAAUUCCGGACUCAUACCAUUUUAUAGUUGACGGAAAAUCUUUUGCCGCCAUACACGAAUUCUUUCCGGAGAUAAUACCUAAAGUUGCGUUAAAGGGAACUGUGUUUGCACGCAUGAGUCCAGACCAAAAGACGCAGUUGGUUGAAGCACUUCAAAAACUUGAUUACAUAGUUGGCAUGUGUGGUGAUGGAGCUAACGAUUGUGGCGCCCUCAAAAUGGCACAUGCUGGAAUAUCGUUAUCUGAAGCCGAAGCAUCGGUAGCAUCACCAUUCACAUCAAAGACACCGAAUAUCAGCUGCGUACCUACGCUUAUCAAUAAACUUAAAUACAUGGCUCUCUACAGUAUGAUCCAGUAUACGACAGUAUUGAUAUUGAACUCGAUUGAUUCGUUUCCAAGUGACUGGAUGUUUAUGUACUGGGAUGUAGCUAUCACUUCCAUAGUUGCCCUUUUGAUUGCCCGAAAUGAAGCUUUUCCAAAGAUAGUUUCUAAGCGACCUCAGAGUGGUCUAAUGGAGCCCGCUAUGCUGUUUUCUUUGAUCGGUCACGUGAUUCUACAGCUAAUGUUCCAAGUCGGCAGCUUUCUGAUCGUUAAAGCACAGCCCUGGUUCGUACCCUUAGUUGUGGACAAGAAUAAGACGGCGAACACCAAAGGUUACGAAAGCACAACCGUGUUCCUUGUAUCGGCGUUCCAAUAUAUUAUUGCUGCGUUCUUGUUUUCCAAAGGCCCUCCAUUCCGGGCACCAAUAUACACUAAUGUACUCUUCACCGUCAGUCUAAUAUUUAUGACUCUGUGCACCACGUUCCUUCUGUUUUUACCGGGUGGUGAAUGGGCAGAUAAAAUCAGGGAAUUCUUUGAUGUAAGUACGAUAAUCGUUUAUUUGAAUACUGUAUACAAUUUACAAAGAAAAAAAAAGCAUAAACCCACUGAUGGGAAAUGGUAUACGUCAUCCAAAGAUCAUCUGUAUUUUCAAUUCGUCAUUCUCGGGAUCGUUAUCGUCUACUUUCUUCUUGCUACUUUGCUGGAGGUUUAUGUGAAAGGAAGCAAGGUGACCAAGCGAUUGUUUGCUUGUAGUGGUUCUGAUGGAUCUGAGACCAGCGCUCACGCCACGGUACAGAAAGAAAUACAAGAAGACACCUCUUGGCCUACGGUCACAUAUCGACCGAGAGCACGUACAAGCAGUAUGCGCAAAGAAACUGAGAGCCAACUCUGAUAAAGCUACCUUAAUACAUUUCAUUUAAAGCGUCACGUACACAGCCUCAUUAUUGCGUACUUGUGCACAUAAAUAGACUCUGGCUCGUGAGACCAGAUACCUUUAAUUGAAGAAAACUUUUAGUAGUCAUGCUCAUAACAAGUUAAUAUUGCGUAUGCUCAUAAUUUACGAAAACGAAAUUUGAAUUUAAUGUCGCAAGUAUGUACAAAAUAUAGAUAUUAAGUAUUUUAUAUUACGGGCAAAAUAUAUCAGGAAAUGUACAGAAAACAAAGUAAUGUAAUUGUACUUGUGAUUUGAUCCGCUGAAAAAAAAAUUCGCUUUAAUCACUCAACCUGAUAUUCUAGCGGUUCCCUAUAGUACCAUUAGCAUUUACUAUCGAAACGAUUCUUUAAAAAUAUUAAUACUUUGCGUUCGGAGUUUGUCAAUGUAUGAAAUAUAAGAUCACGUUUGAAAGUGAGUUUAUUUCAGGUUAGAUAGCGAUACAUUCAUUGAGCAGUGAUUUGGUAUAAUUGAAUUUUAAAUUGUAAGAAGAUGAACAUUUAAAAUAGUGAUUGGAAAGUUAUUGUAAAUCUACUGUUAAUACAUCAGUAGUAUUUAAUACUUGCUAUCGAAAUUGAUUUUUGUCACCGUUAGGGUUCAUCAUAUACAUUUAGUUAAUUAUUUGAAACAUGUAAUGAUUAUUUGUUAAAUGAUUUUAGGCUUAUUUGCCACUUUAGUGGGUGAGCGAUAAUUGCAUUUAACUGUUAAGCAUCUUCAACGUGUAGGUCUAGUGUUAACGUAAAUGUAGUUGCAAAAAGAUAGAUACGUGAGCUUGUCUCCGCCGCAAGGUUGGUGAUGAAAUGAUCAAUUUCUCUUUUUUCUGAUAGACAUCACUUACAAAGGGCCUAAAGUACAAGAGAUCAAAGGGUUAACACUGAACGUCCCAUGAAAAAAAACUGAUGCCCUAUAGUAAAUUAGGCCUACAUCCACACAUUGAGAUUGGCCGGAUUGUGUAUGUGGGGAUUUGGGUAGUGGGUGUGUUCGAUGAUUAUGUAUUGUUUGUAUGUGGUAAAUUGGGAGUCGAAUAACCUCCUUGUUAAGCGCACAAAAGUUUCAACAUGGAGCUUCAUUUUAACCAACUGAAACUACGAUGCCAUCUCAUAAUAGGUGUAACUGUAUUUCUGUUUUUUUUUUGUUUGUUUGUUUUUGUUUUUGUUUUUGUUUUUGUGUAGUAUGAAAUUUUCAAUUUAGUUAUUAGGCCUGUACCGUAUUCUUGUUUAUAUCCUUGUCUACCAAUGCAUUCUAUAAUUAGAUAUUACUCUAAAUCAGUGUAUUAAAAAUAGUAAAGUAAGAAUCCAUUCCAAAUAAACGUCUGGUAGUGUAGUGGAUACCAUGAAGCCUAAACAUUAUGCCUUAAAUUUUAUACUGUUCUCUGUCAGUGCAACUAUUAUUAAUUUUUUAAAGAAAAUGAAAUAAUACAUUAUUAUUGUAUUCACUAAUCAUUUAAAAAAUCCCCUGAUUUGCACUACAGUUCAACUUGUAUUAUACAGGCUUUGUAUUAUAAACAUUAUUAUAGCGCCCUCAAACCGAAAACCCCACUGCCGGCCACUUUCGAGGUCAACUUAGGCAAACGAUUGGCGAACGUGUAUUUAAACAAAAGCAAUAAACGGGAAUUUAAUUUAUUAGUGUAUUAAACUGUAUUAUAGCAGUAAUGGUGCGACGAAUACUUAAAAAAUAUCGGUACGCGUGACGUUGUAUUAUGUUUACAGUGCGUUCCAUGUUUUACAAUAUUUAAACGCUCGUUCAGGUUAUACAUAUCGCGCUGUGCAUUAUGAUAUGUCAAUGACGAUGAUAAAAACCCCUGGUUUUAAUUUAUGUAAACAUUAACCCGUUUUAGUGUUCAAAAUAGAAUAUUCAAAAAAAUAUAUUGUUUUAGCCAUAUAUUUUGUAAGAUCAUAAAUAUGAUAGUAAUAAAAUAGACAAUACAUGACAACAAUACAGUACGAGUUAAGUUCUGAAUUUCGAAAGUCGUUAUUUUUGUCUCAGAAAUAUAGUUUGAAUUGGGAAAACUGUAGGUCUAAUUUCUUAACCUGUAUGUGGAGGUCGUUAGUGCUGUAUGCAUAGUUCUUCAUUGUUUAUGUGUGGUGGAGCAUUCUGUCAUUAACUUAGUAUAAAUCAUAUUAUAUAACUACAGUGUAUAAUUAGAAGGUGAGUUGGCAUUGAAUGCAUACUCUGAUAGUCGGCCUAGUAUGAAUUAAUGUGUCUUAUGAGGUUUCUUAUUUAUGGCACCAGAAAUGUUAUGCACACUAAAUCCAACCAUGUUGGAUAUGUUGUAUUGUUUGUUGGUUAUAUUUGUAGGGUCUCUCAUAAAUAUACGAUUCACCUUAGAGAAUGUGAUUUAAUUUUUUAUAUACUAUAUUUGUAAAGUUAUAUGUAUUAUAUUAUUCUGUUUGCCUCUGUGGUGUUAGUAUAAAUAAUUCAUUUGUAGACUACAAAUUAUUGAUAAUACAAACUUCGAGUUUGAGGUAAUAUGUCAUUCUUUUUCAUUUACUCUGUGGAAUAUAACAUACAAUGUAGUUUUCUUCAGUUUUGUAGUAUUUAAACAUCCUGAUACCUGUAUCUUGGUAGCAUUGCAUAAUGAAAAACAAUUAAUAUUUCAUAGACAACGCCUACAAAUAAGUGAACAGUAGUAAUUUUAUCCCUAGUUUAACAAAGCAGAUUACCUCAUUGCUAUAGUCAAGUUAUAUAUUGCGGAUGUAGAAUAAUUUUAACUAAAACGGUCCGUUCACCAAAGUGUCUUCUUGUUUUAAGCUAUGUAACCGGUUUGUAGCAUAGAAUUGGAUUGUUGUAAGAAGGCAGUUGUUGUUGUAUAAAAGGUAAUUAUCCGUUGACCUAUCCGAUAUCGGGCCGUCCGGUAAACCCUUCUUUGAUAUAGUUACUCAAUUUCCUUCCACAAAAUGACAGCGUACACGUACGUACACGUGUGUGAUUGCGGGACAUGCGAGUUUUUUUUCUGGACCUGUUUGGUUGGUUAGGCCUCUCUGUUAAGUUUCACUGAUACUCUAGAGUGGUCAUUUUCAAUACACGGCCUAGGGUACUAACAUCAUAAUUUUGUAAUCAUUAUUCAAUGUGAUUGCAAACACGAACCGAGUCUCUCAAGAAAAAGACUGUUCUUUCGACACCAUCUUUUUAUGACAAAGUAUUUGUGAUAGUCUUAAUAAUGCCACGGGUUGUGUCACAUAAAACUUGAUAAUGAAUAAAGUCGAAGAGUAUAGAA
Molecule: messenger RNA, 6973 nt
Organism: Anneissia japonica
Lineage: Eukaryota; Metazoa; Echinodermata; Crinoidea; Comatulida; Comatulidae
Product: probable cation-transporting ATPase 13A3
Exons: 31
Coding region: 232-3717 (1161 amino acids)
Biological process (GO): intracellular calcium ion homeostasis; polyamine transmembrane transport
Cellular component (GO): late endosome membrane
Molecular function (GO): ATP binding; polyamine transmembrane transporter activity; ATP hydrolysis activity
Source: RefSeq, a predicted model, not a curated record